This is a messenger RNA of Ambispora gerdemannii, 806 nucleotides long. NCBI's taxonomy places the organism in Eukaryota, Fungi, Glomeromycota, Glomeromycetes, Archaeosporales, Ambisporaceae. The record is from the annotation of a GenBank genome assembly.
CAGGAUCGGUUGCUCCAAGUGGUCUUAUAAAUAUUCCUAAUGGUUCAUCAAACCCAACAUCAACUACAAAUUCAUUGGUUCCCAAUCAGUUGGUAACUCAAGCUCAAGCUGUGAUUGUUAAUAAUUCAAAUGUUAACAAUAGAGCCACAAGUAGUGCAGCUUCGUCUGAUGACGGUUUUGAAGAUGAUUCAUUUGAUGGUAUCGAUCCGCAAAUGAAUAUUAAUAUAAGUACUUCGUCAUCAUCCAAUCGCAAGUCAGGAGUAAGGAAUGGACGACGAAAAACGGAAGAUAAUCUUACUGAUCAACAACCGCCAUCAAAGAGAGCCAACACUCAGCAGCAAAAACCAAAAGAAGAAAUGUCUAUGGAGGAAAAACGUCGAAAUUUCUUGGAAAGAAAUCGACAAGCUGCGCUUAAAUGUCGUCAACGCAAGAAACAAUGGCUUGCCAACUUGCAAGCGAAAGUUGAAUAUCUCACUCAAGACAAUGAGAAUUUGCAAAAUCAAGCCACACAAUUACGCGAGGAAAUUCUCAAUUUAAAAACAUUGUUACUUGCACAUAAAGAUUGUCCAAUCACCAAUCAAGCGAAUGGUGUUAUGGGAAUAGAUACAAUGCAAAGUGUCGCAGGAAUCGCUUCGUCAAUCUCUGGAAUGAAUCCUGGCGGCGUUGGAAUGGGUGUCGGGAUGGUAUCUAAUGGUGGAAAUAUGCCAGGAAAUGUUUCUGGACAACUUCAAAUGACACACGUUCAAGUUCCUCAACAUAUGUCACAAAAUCAAAUGAAUGGACAACAAAAUUCCUUGCGUUACUAA